AUGGGGAACUCAGAGAACAUGUGGUGGAUUGUGGUCGAGUGUAUCUGCAGGAUCCUUGGUGUUUCUACAGCAACAGUGCUAUGUGCUGUAGGAGUGGAAACUCUACAACUGGGAGAAUUCAACAGCCUUGGUAUCUACCUACUAGUGUCAUCUGUUGGCAUCAUGAUGUUUGAACUGGCCUACUUCUUGGAUACUCUCCUGGUCAUGUGUCUGCCCUGUCCUCCAGACUGGCAGCUGUUUGUGUUGUGGGGGAAGAUGGCUCACAUCGGAGGCUUCCAUAAAUUUCUCUAUUAUUCCAUAAUGUCAGUGGUCUGUUUCUUGCACCCUGUGUUGGUGUGGCACGCAAUUAUUCCAGGGACAAUGCUUCUAGUGACGGCCUUUUUCAACUUCAUAUUGAGCAAGAAAACAAAGACCAAGUCUCCCAAAAGGCCACAAGAGAGCUAUGGCGACCAAGGUCUGACCACAGUGUGUGUGACUGAUAGCCCAGAUGACACCUUCUCUCUCUUCCAUAUGGUAAUGGGAAGGAGAGGAGCACGCCUGCCUCUCACAACCAGAAACGGCAGCCUCGGCCUGGGUGAGAGAGGAGAGAGCGAACAGGCCAUGCUGGAGCUCGAGCAGACAGCAAAAGAAACUGACAAGGAGCGAAGGAGGAGGUGGAAAGAGAGGAGGCCAAUCUGUUUAAGAAGCAGAGAGGAGCCUGUGGAGAGAGAGAUGGAGGAGAUGGAGGGGCACUGUGAGCCUGAGCCAGACACCACCUCAGACACUGCACCCAUGAUUACUGACUGA
Messenger RNA from Scomber japonicus (chub mackerel), 786 nucleotides. RefSeq names its product transmembrane protein 72 (gene tmem72). Bases 1 to 786 code for a protein of 261 amino acids. Lineage: Eukaryota; Metazoa; Chordata; Actinopteri; Scombriformes; Scombridae. The transcript is spliced from 5 exons. The record is from RefSeq and is a predicted model, not a curated record.